Messenger RNA from Oncorhynchus tshawytscha (Chinook salmon), 2385 nucleotides. RefSeq lists its product as uncharacterized. Gene Ontology annotation, molecular function: telomeric repeat DNA binding. Gene Ontology annotation, biological process: regulation of telomere maintenance via telomere lengthening; telomere capping. The record is from RefSeq and is a predicted model, not a curated record. Lineage: Eukaryota; Metazoa; Chordata; Actinopteri; Salmoniformes; Salmonidae. The transcript is spliced from 6 exons. The coding region runs from base 1218 to 2105 and encodes 295 amino acids. Gene Ontology annotation, cellular component: shelterin complex.
GUUUCGCAAGCGUUCCUGGAAGUCUGGCAAUGUUGAUGUGGCUACACUCUUCCUCAUCAGUUUUGAUGAAAGAAAAACGAAACUUAGUGAAAAAGACCAAAGCAACGACAGUAAAUACAGUAUCACAGUUUAUAAAUGGAGGACCCCCCCCGCCUCGAGUGUCAUGGGUGUAAUUCACACACACAAUUGAUUGUUUAAAGGGGAUUAGCCAUAUAUGGAUAAUGAAUAUAUGAUACACAUGGAAACAUGAUAUAUGGCUGUUUUGGCCUAAAGCUCCGUAGGCAUUAAAAUCAACCCGGUAGUUGCGGUGACUCCGUAUGGUGGCCUUCAUUAGCAAAACCGGGCAAUUAUGGUUCUCCGCAAUCAAUGGAGGAAUCAGGCUUCAUGUGAUCCGGACUAAAGCGGAUUAGACCAGAAUAUUUGUUUUCGGUCAUCCAGGUUCAAAUUGUGAGAAGCAGUCUCCUAAUAUUUUUGAAUGAUUUAUGCGCUCAAAUAUAUCUAUUUCGUCCUGCAGAAUGAGUAUGGUAAUGCUGCACGUUGUUGAUUAGAAAUACAUCCAUAUUUGUCCAAGAUAGCAUCAGAGCAUUUUGGUUUGAGUUGACACUACUACAACAAGGUAAAUAACCCUGUUAUUGAGAUAUAAUUGCGACACUGUCGGAUAUUCUUUGAAAAUUGGACACAAGCAAUGGAAAGAAGCUGUACAGAAAAUUGUAAAGGUGCGUGACUUUUUUGAAACACUGAUUUUUCUUUCACCACCUGGGCAGUGUUUGGCCUACGUUUUUAAAACACUGCUUGCGAUCAUUGCUUUAAAUACAACGUGUAUAGGGUGGAACUUUCCGAGUUUUCUAGUGCCGACCUGAAUGCAACAUUAUAUAGUUGAGUCUGCUAUGCAUCUGCAUUCCGGUGCCAUCCUCGUGAGCCUUUAUCCUGCAGCUCAUAUUUAGUUUAGGCUAUGUGCAAUUGUUUAAAGUCUACAAUUAAUUUGACGUGUCCCAUAUGUUCGCCAACACAAAGGCUUACUACUAAUGAAUAUUCUUAAAUUUAGUAUACAUUCAGUCCUAUGAUGAAAUGUCUUUGGAACAGCAAAUACCCAAUGUGUUGGUAGAUCUUAGUAGUGUUUUAAUGUGAGUAUAAUUAUUUAUCUCUCGCAGAUCCCCUUUCUAUCAAUUUCUUAUUUACGCCUUUUGGCUCCACCCCUGCAACUUCUGUCAGCUGCUAUGUGGCAAGUUGUGCAGAAAGGACUUGUCAUGCAUUAUGGGAUGCUGGAGGAGUUUGUCACCUCGGUGACAGAGAUGGUUCCAGAGCUGCUGAGUUACCGGCAGAGGGCCCAACUCAUCCUGGGACUGAGAGCCAGGCUGGUUCUGGAGUUGUGUCGUGGUGAUCCCCAAGUCAACCCUGAGAUCAUCCAGCCCCACCUGGACAGAAUCAAAGCUUCCAUCACUACACCCAGGGACCACUGUGUGGUGUCAUGGCUUGAUGGGGCCUCCUCAGUUCUGGAUGAGUGUUUGCAAUCUGCGACUCCGCCAGAGGAGACGAAGGCUUUAAUUGAACAUCACAGAAAUCUUGGACACAUUGAUGUAAAAGACACUUGGUCUUUACCUAUGGACGACUGCAUCCUCUCCUCUCUGUCCUUCCCUCCAUUCAUGAAACUGGGGACUACUGCUGACAAACAUACUCAAAUACACUCUGAUCGCCUGCAAGAGGCCACACCAAUCUCAAACCAUCCAAAUAAAGAAGAGAUUAUUGAGAUUCCCAUUGGCCAAUCAAAUCUGGGGACUGGUAAGAGGAGGAUAUCUGAGAGAACAAGACAGAAGCGAAAUGAACAGAGGGACAGAAUUGAAACAGAUGAAAUUGUGAAGGAGGGAACGUCAUUUUCAGCCAAUGAGAGUAGGAGAGGGCAGACUCUGUCCUGGAAGAGGAAAAUGAGCAACAGUUCAGAGGUUCCCCAGAAACGGCAAGCAGAUUCACCUCUGUUUCAGGAUUCUCCAGUGAAUAUCGAAUAUUCUAGUGAAUCUCCUCUCAUCUCGAUAUGGGGGGAAUACACAGAGUGGAGUGUAAAUAUUUUGACCAGCUCGAGCGAAUACUUGGGAACGUGUCCCUCUUAAUGGUUCCUGAGGUCACCUAUGAUGUUGAAGAGGUGACAGAUGACCAUCUAGAAGACACUGAUGAUUGGGAGUUCCCUGGCCACUCUGGUCUAGAAGAGAUGGGUAUGGUCCGAUUGUGCCUUUCUGGGUAAAUCACAUAAUAUUGGCUCUUGGGAAAGUGACUAAUGUGUGUUUGCAUGCAGCAUGUUGCCCACAACCUUACAAAGAGGUCAAACUGCUUGAAUGUUAAUACAGCUGAUUUUACAUUUGGAAUGUGCAAUGUGAUUCAUCUAAAUCAGGG